Messenger RNA from Brachypodium distachyon (stiff brome), 1571 nucleotides. Its product is annotated as neuroguidin. Gene Ontology annotation, biological process: maturation of SSU-rRNA from tricistronic rRNA transcript (SSU-rRNA, 5.8S rRNA, LSU-rRNA). The transcript has 7 exons. Gene Ontology annotation, cellular component: small-subunit processome; nucleolus. NCBI's taxonomy places the organism in Eukaryota, Viridiplantae, Streptophyta, Magnoliopsida, Poales, Poaceae. Bases 217 to 1200 code for a protein of 327 amino acids. The record is from RefSeq and is a predicted model, not a curated record.
GUAUUAUCCUGGCCGGGUCUGAAGCUAGCUAGGGUUUUUGCCUGUGCUCUGCUGUAAACCUCCGCCCGUCCCCUCGUCGGCGCCCGCCGCGGCCUUCCCCGCCGCUGCCCCGGCGCCUUGUGGUUCGUCUGUGCGGCGGCGCCUGCCUCCCCUCCGUCCUCCUCAAAUCGGUGAUUCCUAACCCCUAUCCCUGCCUCGGGAAAGUAGCUGUUGGCGAUGACAGCAGCCGCCGCCGCCGAAGCCGGCGGCGAGAGGAAGACCGAAGCCCUCGUGCGCGACGACGCGCCGAAGCUGCUCCUCGCCUUGAAGGAGAUGAAGGACGGGCUCGACCUCGUCAGGAGCAAAGUCGAGUCCCUCACCCGGAAGGUGAGGAAGAACCAGCUGCCAACAGGCGAUGGGAUCGGGUAUCUGGAGGCCAAGCACCACCUGCUGCUUAGCUACUGCCAGGACCUCGUCUACUACCUGCUCCGCAAGGCGAAGGGGCUCUCGGUGGACGGUCAUCCUGUCGUGCGCAGCCUUGUUGAGAUUAGGCUAUUUCUUGAGAAGAUUCGCCCAAUAGACAAGAAGAUGGAGUACCAGAUCCAGAAGCUCACCAAUGCUGCAGAUAGUGCAGCUGCCCAGGAAAAGGUGCCAGAUGCUGAGGUGAAUGGGAAGGGUGAGCAACGGGAUGAGGAAGACCUGUUGAAGUAUCGGCCAAACCCGGAUAUGAUGGAUACCAAGUAUGCUCCUAAUGGACAGGGCAAUGAUGGUAUAUACCGUCCUCCGAAACUUGUGCCCGCGGUUGAUAAGCGUAGUAAAGACGCUUCAAGGAGAGAUAUAGCAUUAGCACGUAGUGCAAAAGAAAAUCCUUAUCUCAAAGAGAUUAUUGAUGCUGCUGCUGAUAGACCAGAAGAGUGGAAGGAAACAGUGGGUGAUGAAAGCAAAGAAUUUGUGAAUUAUAUGCGGCAGAGAGAGAAGCAAGAAAAGGCAGAAGAGGAGUUGUUCACUCGAGCUCCGGUAACCAAACGUGAGAAGUAUAUAGAGAAGCAGAUGAAGAACAAACUUCAUGGGUUAGAAGGCCUGACUGAUGGAUUCGACCUCGGAAUGAACAUGCUGUUCGAUGGAGACAAGGACGAUGGUGGUGGUUCAAGUGAACCUCGUGGCAAGGGUGCAGGGCGAAGAAAACACCAGAAAGGUGGGAAGAAGAGGAAGCGUCAUUAGUUGAAACCUGUCGUUACAACAUCGUGUUCCAGUUCAAACCAGACAUUUGAUACACGCCAAGCGAUUAAUAGGUGCCAGAAGCAGCAGUUUUGCCCAUCUGUGUAGAAACAACUACUCGGGGUCUCCAGAUGAUUGCCACAUGCUUGUGCUGACUUGUUUGUCAUCAUGAGUACUCCCACCAAUACCAAUUGAUGUCGUGCAAAUAGGCUUUCUGCUCAGGAAACUACUGUUUUCUGUGGACCGUGGAGCUCAGGAACUCGAAAACACUAGAAUUUUGAUGUGUCAUGUGCGAUGGAUUUAGGAUACUUUGAAAAGUGCCGUUUGGAUGACAGGAAUGAAAAACAUCAGGUCGUAUGUUUGUUUUCUUUGAA